CAUUCAAACUAGCCGGAAACUUCUACAUGUAACCAGAAACCCAAGGAUGUUUCAAAAACCGUGUUUACAUGGGAGCGAAAAUCGAUUGUAGAAGUGAAAAAUCUGGCAGCUAAACAGCAUUUGCAGAAUAGGUUUUCGAAGUGUUUGCACCAGUAACGAAAGGCGGUUUUGGGAAUCCCAUGUAAACAUACCGCAAUGUUGUUUACCUACAUUUGCGCCACUUGCAUUUCCUCCCGCUCGCCGCGCCCUAUCAAUUGUGUGAAGAAAAGUGCGCUUGUCUUUGCAGAUAAAGUGAAGGGCGAAUGUUUGUUGAAAUAGGUAGACCAAAAUGAAUCAGAAGACGCCUGUGUCAGUGUUACAAGAGCUAAUGAUGAGAAGAGGAUACACUCCGCAAUACGAACUUAUUGUGGAUGGUACAGGAACUCACGAUCCAAUAUUUAAAUACAAAGUUACAGCUGCGGAUAUUACUGCAAUCGGUGAUGGUAGAGCUAAGAAGGAAGCGAAACACGAAGCUGCAAGGAAGGCGUUGUUACGACUCAACCAACCAGAUCCUGCUGUAAAUGUUGCUGAGGUUGAAUCACCGUACAAGGAUAAAACUCAGGAAAAUUCUGUUGGCUUGCUAAUUGAUUUGUGUGCUGGACAUAACUUACCGCCGCCUGAGUUUGAUCUUCUUAAAGACGAAGGACCAGCUCACGCCAAGCAGUUUACCAUGUCGUGUACCGUUUCAAAGAAUCAAAAGAUUGCAACAGGCCGAACGAAAAAGCAAGCCAAACAGCUCGCAGCUCAAAAGCUGUAUCAAAAAUUGAGGGAGUCGCUGGGAGAUAUUCCACCGGUUGAAGCAACCAAUAGUAGUCGCCAAAUCUCGGAAGAAGAGUUACAGAAAAAGUUAGAUCUUCUCGGGAAAUCGCCAUUUGCCAGCAAUUAUUCUAGUAGCAAUAAAAGUUACGGUUACAAGCUCCCAGAGGUAAUACAUUUGCUGAAGGAAUUGCGCAGUGAGACUCUAGAAAAGCUUAGGAGUGGUAAAGUUGAAAUUGAUAGCAGUGCACUAACAUUAACGGAAGCCAUAACAAAAGAACUGAACACAAAGCUGCAAACAACGACGACAUUGAAGUCCAUACAGAAGAAGGGUGAAGAGGAGAAACACCUUAUAGUUCUGAAAAUGGAGCUGGAUAUUACACUUGUUCAGUACGGAAAAGGACGCACAACAGAAGAAGCUACACAGAAUGCUGCUGCAGCUCUGUUAAAGAAUCUGCUCCUUCUGUCAGCAGGAAGGAGAUCUGGGUGAACUGUUCUCAUAAAAAUAGCCAUCUGCCCCUCCAAUGAUGUUUGUUCUCCGGCCAGUCACCUUUGUGCCUCUCUUUAACAAGAAAAUUGAAUUAAGUAUACUUAUCAUCAUCAUUUAUUUGUAUCUAAUUUCUUCUGUCUGUACUUUCAGUAAGAAUAUUGUAGGUCACCUACAUCAUUAGCUCACUUUACAUGACUAAUGUAAACAAAUUUAAAUGAUGAUUAAUAAUUCAACCUUAUAUAGGGGUGUAUGUUGUUUACUGACAAGGGCUCUUCACAGUAGUCAAAAAUAGCUUCACAACAUCAAUAAGUAGAUUAUCAUUUGCUACCAGAUUUAUCUAAAAGUUUCUAAAUAAAAUUUCAGCAAUGGUAUAGAAACUGUCUAGAAUAAACAUUUUUUUUAAUGUCACCAUUUACCUGUAGCAUCAACUAAUUAUUGAAUUCUGGUCCAGUAAGUAAUUAUAUUGGUUGUGUUUGUGUAAAGACAAGACAUUACAUGUAUGUAGUGCUUUGUCAGCAUUAACAGAUACUACAAAUAAAUGGACACAAACUGUAAUUACUUGUGUCUGAUAUAUAGUUUAUGUAGUUACAAGGUAAUGAAAUGUAGGCCUUUGUUUUUAGCACAAUUCAGUAUAAGAGAUGACACUUUUCCAUUAGUUUGCCCACUGAAACUGUUUGUUUUAUUUGUGUGAUUUAUUUCUUUGGAAUUUAGUUUAUUAGAAGAUUUUGAUGUCUGUGUGUAAGAGGGAAGUAUCUGGUGGAGAACAGAGACCACCCUAUCAUGUAUGGUGACAGAUUCAAGGUGAACAUUUUUAUGAUGUGAUCUAAUGAAGAGAACAAGGACACCAAUAGCAGUUUUGUAAUUAUGUUUGUGAGAUUAUGUAAAUUAAAAUGAUCAAUAUUAUUUAUAUUAGUGGAUAGCAGGAUUAAUAUCUUCUUUAUUUGUUGAGGCACAGCCUCUUAUGCAGGCUGAAAAAGUAUGACCAUUUAAAUAAUUUUUAGGUGCAAAGAAAGUAAAAAUGGGAACAGAUGGCAGUUUCAUAUUUCAGUCUACAUAGUCAAAUAUACAUUCACUUAAUUGUCACGUUCCACAGCUACCAUCAAGGAGAACCUUCAGGAAUGUGGAAAUUGCAGAACAUAAUUUACAUCUGUGUUCUGCGAACCACUGUGAGGUGCGUGGCAGAAGGUACAUCCCGCUGUACCAGUUAUUAGGGUUUCUUCCUGUUCCAUCUAUAUAAGGAGUGCAGGAAGAAUGAUUGAUUGAAUGCCUCUGUGCAUGCAGUAACUAUUCUGAUCUUAUCCUCACAAUCCCCAUGUGAGCGAUACAUAAGGGGCUGUAGUAUAUUUCUAGAGUUGCCAUUUAAAGACUGUUCUUGAAACGUUAAUAGCCUCUGUCGGGACAGUUUCUGUGUAACUUCAAGAGUCUGCCAGUUGAGAUCCAUCAGUACCUCUGUAACACAGUCAUGGAUCAGACAAACCUGUGAUCAUUUGUGUUGCCCUUCUCUGUAUACGUUCAAUAUCCCCUGUUAGUCCCAUUUCAUACAGGUCUCACACAUUUGAGCAGUAAUCUAGAAUCUGUUGCACAGGUGAUUUGUAAGCAAUCUUCUUUGUAGACUGAAUUCACUUCCCAGUAUUCUAUCAAUAAACUGGGGCGUAGUACCACCCACUUUAUGUACAACUGAAUCUGUGAUCAUUUCACUUCAUAUCCCUGCCAAGUGUUAUAGCAAGGUAUUUGUAAGAGGUAGCUGAUUCCAACAGUGACUCAUUGAUAUUAUAGUCAUAGGAUGCUACAUUUUUUUUCAUUUUGUGAAAUGCUCAAUUCUACUUUUCUGAAAAUUUAAACCAAGUUGCCAAUCUUUGUACCACUUUGAAAUCUUAUCAACUGACUGAAUAUUUAUGCAAGGUUUCAUGACAGUGCUUCAUUAUAGAUAACUGCAUCAUUUGCAAAAACUCUGAGGUUACCAUUAAUAUUAUCCGCCAGGUCAUUAACGUACAACAUGGUCAGAAAGAGCCCCAAAACACUUCCCUUUGGCACACCCGAAGUUACUUCUACAUCAACAACGGCUUCCAUCCAAGGUAAUAUGCUGUGUCCUCCGUACUAAAAGGCGCUCAAUCCAAUCACAAAUUUCACUUGACACUGCAUAUGACUGAAGUUUUGACAGUAAAUAUAGGAAUGGUACUGAGCAAACACUGUACAGAAAUUAAAAAAUACUGCAUCUACCUGACCACCUCGAUCCAAAGCUUUCAGUAUGUUAUGUGAGAGCGGUGUGAGUUGGAUUUCACAUGAUCAAUGUUUUCUGAAUCCAUGCUGGUUGACAAGGACGACGUCAUUCUGUUCAAGAAACCUCACUAUAUUUGAGCUCAGAAUAUGUACUAAGAUUCUACAGCAAAUUGUUAUCAAGGCCAUUUUACGGUAGUUUUGUGGGUCACUUCUACUACUUUGCUUCUAGACAGUUGUGACCUGUGCUUUUUGCAAAGAACUGGGCAUGGUUUUUUGUUUGAGAGAUCUACAAUAGAUUAUAGUUAGAAGAGGGGCCAACUCAGCCACAAAUUCCAUGUAGAAUCUGAUAAGGUUUCCAUUUGUACACUGUACUAGCAAUAGCUGUGAUGUGCUAUUUAUAUUCAUAGCAACAAAAUAUGCCCUUGUAAAUUACAAGGAAAGCUGAAAACCUGCUGGUUCCUCAGUUAUAUUAAAUAGCUUAAUUUUACUGAAUAAAUACUUUUUUACUGCCCUCCAAAAAAUAAUUCCACAGAUAGGAGGGUAUGAUAAUAUUCAGAAUUAGCCAACAAUCUUUUCUUUAGGUCAGUGCAAGGGGAGAUGAUAUUUCCACGGACAAAACACACUCAACAGAACCUUUAAUUAGCUUAUGUAUGUGUCGUCCCCUUCUCAACUUUUUACCUUCUUUGACCCGUGUUUCAUUUGUUGUGUGACUGUUAGUGUCUACUGCUGCUAGUAUGCCAUUCUGCAUGUUUAAAAUUAUGUGACAUCUUUGCCAGCUUUAGACAACUGCUGAACACCACUUAUAGGCCUCUUUGGCUACCACCUGAUCUGUCUGGUAAGGUAGAGUUUGGACCCAGGAUUAGUAUGCAUGUGUCAUCAGCAAACAUGAUAAAACAUGUGUGACUACCUUGCAGACAUGUUGGCUUUUAUUGUUUUUGCAACUAAGGAGGGUUUUUUCCCCACCUGUUCUUGUUCCCUGUGAUCACCAAAUGUAGUGGUAGUCAGUCUUUAACAAAGUCAGAAUUAAGUUAUUGGAGAAGAAAUUAGUCAAAAUUAACUUUUAUUUGUGGCAUAGCAUCACUAAAUUAAAGCAUCAUCAAACAGUUUAUUUAGUUUCAAAUCAAAUUGAAAUACUUAUAAAGUUGGUUUUUAAUAGACAUUUUGUGUUACAAAUGAAAUUUGUCACUGCAGUGUGUAGGUAUAAGUCAGUAAAUCACUAUCAUUUUAUGGUCAUCAGUUAGAAUGACCUCUCACCUCAGAAUUUAAUAUUUUAAAUAGUUAUUUACAUAGUACAUACACUGGUUCACAGAACAAAAAUACUUCCUAUAAAGUGAACAUUUGACACACACUCACACACACACCUCUUCUCUGAUAGCUGUAUGUAGCCAUUUCUUGUGGUCAAAAGUUUGUUGUGAAAGAGGUUUACAGUCGAAUAAACACAAUUUAUACAAA
Molecule: messenger RNA, 4957 nt
Organism: Schistocerca cancellata (South American locust)
Lineage: Eukaryota; Metazoa; Arthropoda; Insecta; Orthoptera; Acrididae
Product: RISC-loading complex subunit tarbp2-like
Exons: 1
Coding region: 329-1285 (318 amino acids)
Source: RefSeq, a predicted model, not a curated record